Messenger RNA from Closterium sp. Naga37s-1, 1989 nucleotides. The record is from the annotation of a GenBank genome assembly. NCBI's taxonomy places the organism in Eukaryota, Viridiplantae, Streptophyta, Zygnematophyceae, Desmidiales, Closteriaceae.
AUGGCGUCGCGCGCGGCGGUGGAGAAGGCGGAGGCGGAGCGGCGGCUGGCGGCGGCGGAGGCACAGCUGCGCGCGGCGCUGGAGGAGCUGUACAACCGGCACCGCAAGCGGUCGGACGCGUACUCGGCGGUGUUUGGCGCGCGGCACCCGCUGUGCCAGCACGGCGACUCGUGCGUGGCGAACGCCGUGGGCAGCCUGUGCCAGAGCUUCCUGCUGGCGUACGGCGUGCGCGUGGGCAUCGGCGUGCUGCUGCGCGCCUUCAAGCUCAUCCGCAACAAGUCGUUCAAAUCCGCGCUCGACCUCCAGGUGCCCGCCCUGACCCCGCUCGCACGCCAACCUCCAUCUCUCCUCACCCGCUCCCCUCACCCUCUCCCUUCCCUGUGUCUCGCUCUUUUCCUCGCUCUGUCCUUCCCUUCUUCCCUCAUCUCUCCUGCUCCCUCUUUGAAUGCCAUAGCCCGACGCCACACAUCCUUCCCUCUUCCCCCCACCGUCCCCAACCCCUCUCCUCCCCACCAACGCCCCCUGGUGUGCGCGCAGCUGCUGCUGUCGGAGAAGAACCUGAUGGUGCGCGAGGAGGCGUGCCGCCUGGGGCUCUUCUUCGGGGGCUUCUCCGGCCUCUACCACGCCACGCGCUGCCUGCUGCGCCGCUGCCGUGACUGCGACACACCUGCCAACGCGGCCAUAGCGGGGGCGGUGUCAGGGCUGUCCGUGCUGGCUCUCGACGACCCCAACAAGCGCCGCUCCCUCGCCCUCUACCUGCUCGCCAGACUCGCCCAGUGCGCAUGUGCGUCCAAGACCAAGUGGGCGCGAGCGCUGCAGAGGCACCCGCUGACGGGGUAUGGGAGCACGGUGCUGUUUGUGUUUGCGUCGGCGCAGAUCAUGUACGCCUAUGUCAUGCGCCCUGAGACCCUGCCCUCUUCCUACUGGGACUUCAUCUCCCGCACCGGCCCCAUCCCCACACCCGUGCUCGAGGCGGUGAGGCGCAGCUGCAGGGGCAUGCCCAUGAACACACUGGCGCUCACAGCGCUACUACGCGGCCGCACAGGCCAGGUGGCGCCGCUGGGCAUGGGGCCCGUGCCCGCCCUCGUGCCCUGCACCAUGCUGCACCCCGACUGCUCCUCCUGCCCGCGCGCCCAGCUGGCCGCUGCCAGGAACGCCUUCCGCAAGACGUUUCCGCUGUACCUGUCGCUCACCUUCGUGCCCUUUGUCGUGCUCAACCUGCGCAAGUUCAUGCAGUCGCCCCUGCGCACGGUGUGGCUGGCCACAUCGUCCGCCCUGCGCUCCACCUCCUUCAUCGCUGUCUUCGUCGGCGUCUACCAGGCAUGUGCGUGCACGCAUCGCAAGUUUGUCCUCAAGGACCACAAGCUCUUCUACUGGCUUGCAGGAGCGGUGGCGGGGCUGUCAGUACUGAUAGAGAAGGCGUCGCGGCGGGCGGAGCUGACGCUGUACGUGCUGCCACGCGCACUGGACUCGCUCAUCUACAUCCUCGUCAACCGCCACAUCCUCCCUGAUAUCAAGAUGGCCGAGGUGGUGCUCUUCUGUGCGUGCAUGGGCGGGCUCAUGUAUUUCCACGACACGGACCCAGCAGCCAUGGCGCCCUUUGUGCGUGGCAUCCUCAACCGCUUCCUGCACCACUCCUCGCCUCCCCCGCCCACCGACGCCCCCUCCUCCCUUCCCCCUCCCUCCACCACCACCACCCUGCCGCCUCCCUCCACCGUUCCUGCCCCGGCACCCGUGGCCUCGCAUCCCACGGCACAAAUCACCUCCUCUUCCUCAGCUGCCGCCUCCCCUGCGCUGAGCCGCCUGCGCGUGGCUUCCACGUCUCCAAGAGCUGCGCAGACGGGCAGCACAGCAGCAGGUGCGGUUGGGGCGGGGGGCGGUGGUGCUGUGGCAGGGGAUGGGCAGGGAGGGGAGUCGCCGCACAGCCCUGUGACCAUGAGCCCCACCGUCACUGCCAAGAAGCUCGAGGCCGCUUUCCAAGGACUCUGA